Seriola aureovittata is the source of this 6162-nucleotide messenger RNA. RefSeq names its product ribosomal protein S6 kinase, polypeptide 3b (gene rps6ka3b). Gene Ontology annotation, molecular function: magnesium ion binding; ATP binding; ribosomal protein S6 kinase activity. Gene Ontology annotation, biological process: protein phosphorylation; intracellular signal transduction. The record is from RefSeq and is a predicted model, not a curated record. NCBI's taxonomy places the organism in Eukaryota, Metazoa, Chordata, Actinopteri, Carangiformes, Carangidae. The transcript is spliced from 22 exons. Bases 550 to 2754 code for a protein of 734 amino acids.
GCCGCCAUAUUGGGAAACAACGGAAAUGAGAGAGAGAGAGAGAGAGAGAGAGAGAAAGAGAGGGAGAGGAGCAGAUAGAGAGAUAACUCGUGUGUUGAGUCAAUCAGUUUCCGAAAAAGGGCGUCCGCCUCUCUCUGCCUUUCUCAUGUUUGUCUCUCCGGAGGAAGGGGCGGUCUGAGCGCCACAGCAGAUCCGGAAUCAGCCCGUGUUCCCUCGGCUCGGCUCGGCUCGAUCGGUCGGUCAGUCAGUCGGUCGGUUGGCGGACUCCGCGGCGGUUUAUGUUCCAGCCGACACAGACACGAGCGCGAGGACGGGAGCUUUAAAAAAACAAAACAAAAAAAAACAAAAACAUUUAAAAAGAAGAGAAAAAAGAAAGAAAGAAAGAAAGAAAGAAAGAAAGAAAGGCUGGACUGAAAGUGUCGACCGAGGGGACGGACGACAAACCGGAGCAGAAAAAGAGGAAUAAAAAAGGAGAAGAAGAAGAAGAAGCAGAAGAAGAAGAAGAAGAAGAAGAAGAAGAAGUAGAGGGAGGAGGAGAAGAAGGGAAAGAUGCCCCUGGCUCAGUUGGCGGAUCCCUGGCAGAAGAUGCCUCUGGGGGGGACGGCGGGAGAGGAUGUUCAUCACGAUCCGGAGGACUCCACGGGCGAGGACGACGCCAUGCCCGCCUGCGCCGAUGACGUGCCAAUCAAGGAGAUCAGUAUCACUCACCAUGUGAAGGAGGGGUCAGAGAAGGCCGACCCUCGACAGUUCGAGCUGCGCAAAGUCCUGGGACAAGGCUCCUUCGGCAAGGUGUUCCUGGUGAGGAAGAUCACAGGACCAGACGCCGGUCAGCUGUACGCCAUGAAGGUCCUGAAGAAAGCCACUCUGAAAGUGCGUGACCGGGUCAGGACAAAGAUGGAGAGAGACAUCCUGGUGGAGGUCAACCAUCCCUUCAUCGUCAAACUGCACUACGCGUUUCAGACGGAGGGGAAGCUUUACUUGAUCCUGGAUUUUCUCCGAGGAGGAGAUCUCUUCACUCGGCUCUCCAAGGAGGUCAUGUUCACAGAGGAGGAUGUGAAGUUUUACCUGGCUGAACUCGCCCUGGCGCUCGAUCACCUUCACAGUCUCGGAAUCAUUUACAGAGACCUCAAGCCUGAGAACAUCCUGCUGGAUGAGGACGGACACAUCAAGCUGACCGACUUUGGCCUCAGCAAAGAGUCAAUAGACCACGAGAACAAAGCCUACUCCUUCUGUGGGACGGUGGAGUACAUGGCUCCCGAGGUGGUGAACAGGCGAGGACACACGCACAGCGCCGACUGGUGGUCGUACGGCGUGCUCAUGUUCGAGAUGCUGACGGGAACGCUGCCGUUUCAGGGCAAAGACCGGAAGGAGACCAUGACCAUGAUCCUGAAAGCCAAGCUGGGGAUGCCUCAGUUCCUGAGUUCAGAAGCUCAGAGUCUCCUCAGGAACCUUUUCAAACGCAACCCUGCCAACAGAUUAGGAGCCGGACCGGACGGAGUGGAGGAGAUCAAGAGGCAUCACUUCUUCAGCACCAUCGACUGGAACAAACUCUUCCGCAGAGAGAUCCCCCCUCCUUUCAAACCGGCUGCAGGUCGACCUGACGACACUUUCUAUUUUGAUCCAGAGUUCACAGCUAAAACACCCAGAGACUCUCCGGGGGUUCCUCCCAGUGCCAACGCCCAUCAGCUGUUCAGAGGAUUCAGUUUUGUGGCCAUAACGGAGGAGGAAACACAACCACUGCCCAACGCCAUCGUACAGCAGCUGCACCGAAGCACAUCCCAGUUCUCAGACGCCUACGAGAUCAAAGAGGACAUCGGCGUCGGCUCCUACUCCAUCUGUAAACGCUGCAUACACAAAGGAACCGGCAUGGAGUACGCCGUCAAGAUCAUCAACAAGGCCAAGAGAGACCCGACGGAGGAGGUGGAGAUCCUGCUGAGAUACGGGCAGCACCCCAACAUCAUCACCCUCAAGGACGUGUACGACGACGGCCGCUCGGUGUUCCUGGUGACGGAGCUGAUGAAAGGAGGCGAGCUGCUCGACAAGAUCCUGCGACAGAAGUUCUUCUCGGAGAGAGAGGCGAGCGCCGUUCUCUACACCAUCACCAGGACGGUGGAGUACCUGCACGUGCAGGGGGUGGUUCACAGAGACCUGAAGCCCAGUAACAUCCUGUACGUGGACGUGAGCGGGAACGCCGAGUCCAUCCGGAUCUGCGACUUCGGUUUCGCCAAACAGCUGAGAGCGGAGAACGGCCUGCUCAUGACGCCGUGCUACACCGCCAACUUUGUCGCACCCGAGGUGUUGAAGAAGCAGGGUUACGAUGCCGCCUGUGACAUCUGGAGUCUGGGAGUCCUGCUCUACACCAUGCUAACAGGCUUCACUCCGUUUGCGAACGGUCCGGAGGACACGCCGGAGGAGAUCCUGGCUCGUAUCGGCAGCGGGAAGUUCUCACUCAGCGGAGGAUACUGGACGUCCGUCUCUGCCGAGGCCAAGGAUCUGGUGUCUAAGAUGCUGCACGUCGACCCGCACCAGCGGCUGACGGCAGGUCAGGUGCUCAGACACCCCUGGGUGACGCACAGAGACCAGCUGCCGAAGUACACCCUGAACAGGCAGGACGCACCGCACCUCGUCAAGGGCGCCAUGGCGGCAACCUACUCCGCCCUCAACAGGAACGUCCCCCCGGUCCUGGAGCCGGUGGGCUGCUCCACUCUGGCCCAGCGGAGGGGGGUGAAGAAGAUCACCUCCACUGCUCUGUGACCUUUAACCCCUCCCCCCACUCCCUCCCUCACCUCCUCCCAUCAACUCUGACCUCGAUCUGACCUCCGCCGGACGUCCCUCCUCCCCUCCUCCCCUCCCCUCUCCUGUCCACUCCGGUCCGGCGGGACAGACUACUGAUGGACCUGGGAACCGCUAACGCCAAAUAGGAGCACAGAGACCGCCGCACACCUCCCUCCCCUCCCCUCCCUGUCCUGCACCUUAACGGACUCUUCUGAUUGGAUCUCUUCUGCUGUCUUACUGUAGAGUCUCAGUUGUGGCGUCACCGAUGGACAGCCGGACUAACGACGACCUGUCGACUCUUCCCGCCGCAGGAGGCCGAGUCCUCCUGCGGCGUUUUUUGCUUUGGACAAUCAGCGCGUCAGGAAAAUGAAAGUACUGUAUUUAUUUACUUCAGAACGGCGGGAAUCUGAACUUAGGAACACGGUAAUCUAAUGUAUGCAUUUAAAGAGCUAGGAUCACGGUUAUUAUAGUGGCGUCGUGAUUCUGCGUAGCUGUAGAUCCUGCAUUUAAACCUCAAGUAGCCUCCGAGAUGACGGCGUCUCCAGAAAAGGACGGAGGGCGUGAAGCGGCGCGGGUUAACGUUCACCUCACUGAGCGGAGCAGCCGCCACCAGAAAAAGCUCCAAAAAUCAAGACGUAGGAAAAGAGGAAGCGAGAGCUGCAGCGUCCGGUCGAACCUGAAGAAAAGAAACGUCUCACGGGUUUGUUUAGAAAAUGAACGUCAGUGCGUCUGAGCUGGAGUCACACCUCCAGCCUCCAGUGUUUUACCUGUAAGGCCAUGAACAAAAUCUGAUUGGUUUGUCUCAUCUGUUAAAGUGUUAAUCAGUGACCAGCCCACAAACUCAGAGGAGGAGUCUCCUGAUCUUCUAUAUUUUUUGUUUGUUAACAAAUCCCAUGAAAAUACAUUUUCUUAUAGUUUCAUCUUUGAAGAAAAGUUCAGUCAUUUCCUCAAACAGCUUUUAUCAAACCAACAGGAACAAACAGAAUCUGCCUUUGAGCUUCACAAGGCGAGUUAACGCUGAGGACGCCCCCUGGUGGCCGAGGAACUGAAUGCACUUCUCUAAACUGCCGGGAGGAAAAACAAACAAGAGUCACCUUCCUCUUAAAUCUGGCACUUAAAGUGGAGUUUCCCUCCAGCGUUCACACCUGAAAUUCAUUUAUGCAAAAAAAAAAACACUGAGAAUCUAAAGUUUCAGGCUGAUGAAUCAAUAAAACAGGCGUUUUUACGGAUGAAUCUUGCCUUUUAAGAAUUUAAAUUAAAUUUGAAGAAACACUUUGAGGCUUUAGGUGCUAUGAAAACGGCUUUAAGUGAAGGACGCGGGUGACGCCUGCACAGGAAGUGUCAGAGAACAUGUGGGUGCGUCGUGUAUUUCUGUCCUGAUGAGGAGUCGCUCUUCGGGUCGGCAGCCACACCAAACAAAGAGCGGGAUUAAGCCGAGACCUCGUUCCCAAACGAGCUUCCUGCCUCCGCAGCCGGACGACCUUCUGUACGAGCCGCCCGAUCAUCUCUGUCUGUGCAGCCGACACGGAGCUGAACUGUAAAUACAAACACGUCGAGCAACUCAGGUUUCUAUGAAUCAAGACAAUGCAUUUUUAUAUGUGAGAAAAAACAAGGAAAAAGAAGAAGCACAGAGACGUGAGUGAAGGGAGGAGAGCGGGACGCAGAGACACGAUCAAACUCCUCAUUUCCCGCCGUGUGACCAAACAACAGGAACGUCCACGUUCAUCAUGUGACACAGAGGAUCGUCCGUCUGCUGAACCCUUUAAAAACUCACCUGUGUAGCAGAAAAAAAACCAUAUAUAUAUAUUCACAUCUACCUGUAACUAUGUCUGGAGGCAGCGGCGAGACGUCAGAGAGACAGUUCACCCAAAUCACUCAGAGACAGACGACUGGGACGCAGAGGUUUAGUCUCAACAUGAUUUAUCACAUUAGUUUAAUUCUUCCAUAAACAGACAUUUAAAACUGUGUGUGGAGUCUGAAGUUGAAAAUAAGAACAAAAAUAUUAUAUAUUUCUGCUUCUAGAAACUCUGACCUCUAAUUAUGUUGAAACAAAACUGGUGAUUUGACAAAAACAAUCUGCUAAUAUUUUCUUUUUGUCUUUCUUCAGCAUCAUAUCUCAAAUAGAAAGUUCCUGUGAGAUAUGUGGGUUUUUUCUUUAAAUGCUCAAUAAUCUUCAGACACAGAUUUGUCAAAACUCAGAGAAACCAGCUCAGAGAUUCUUCAGCUUUUUGGCUUUAAACCCCAAAAACUUCAGUAUUUCCUCCUCAGAUCACUGAGUCUCAGGUUGAAUCUGUGUGUGUGUUUCUCGCUGUUCAAACAGUUUCACAAUAUGAAGCAACAACAAGAAAUAUUAACGAAUUAAAGAAGGUUUCUCUCAGCAUGAGGUCUAACUUACUUGUUGCUGCAGCUUUCGACCACAUUGUUUGGCUUUCCUCUCCUUGCUUUAAUGCCACAGAAUUCAUAUAAUAGUCAUAUAAUAGAUGGUGAACAAACACCGUCUCCAUGACAGUGACAUUUGGUUUCAAGUGACUUUGACCUCGUGUUGAGACGUUUCACACGAAGCUGCUGUUUCCUGAAGAUUUGGGUGAACUGGCCCUUUAAUUACGACCAUGACGACAGGUGACGUGCGACGCUCAGCUGUGGGAUGUGACCUGUGUGACCUGACCCUGUCGCACCUCCACAGUGUUCAGGACAUCUGUGCUUUGCCUUCUCCAGCUGUCAGUGCUCUCGUUACCUGUGUGUGCCUCUGCUGCAAAAACACCCCCCCCCCCCCCCCCACCUGGGCUUUCCAGGUGAGGGGGGGGGGGCAUGAACUGUGUCGAGGAGGAGGGGGACUGAAGACGAUCAGCGAGCACUAACAAAAAAAAAAAAAAAAAGAAUCUAACUUCUUCUCCUCUUUCCAGAAAUCUGCAACAUCUGUAACAUCUGUAACAUCUGUAAUAUGAAUCCUUCAUUAUCUUCAUGCAGAUGAUUGAAAAGUGCUUCUUCCUCUUCUUCUGCGCUCGAGUGAGUGUCUGUCAACGUAAAGGGACAAAACUUCUCCGCUCCGACACAAACCUUCGAUUUUAUUUUAUUUUCUAUAUCAAAUGAAAUAUAUAAGUGUUGAUCUCUGCCUCGUCUGUCCGUGUACAGCUCUGGGAUAAAGGAAUGUAAAAGGAAUGAUUCUUUUUUCUGUAAUUAUAAACAGGGGAAUAGCUUUCUCUCUUCUUCUUCUUCUUCUCUCUUCUUCUUCUUCUCUCUCCAUCUUCCUCCUCCUCCUCUUCCUCUUUCAUCUGAUCCUGUCAGAGACGCAUUCAGCCCUGCUGCUACGCCAGCUCUCUGUUUUUGUACCUGCAGUGAGAGUUGGACUUUCUAUUAAAAUGAUAAAUAAAAAGGAUAAUCAGUCAA